This is a messenger RNA of Lathyrus sativus (Indian pea), 462 nucleotides long. Lineage: Eukaryota; Viridiplantae; Streptophyta; Magnoliopsida; Fabales; Fabaceae. The record is from the annotation of a GenBank genome assembly.
AUGAAGAGAGAGUACGAAGAGUUCAAGGUGAGAAUUAAUGUACUUGUCGCGGAGUCUCAGAAAAAACCAGAAGAGGGGUGGGUGCUGCAAGAUGGUACUCCAUGGCCCAGGAAUAACACCGACAAUCAUCCAGGAAUGAUUCAGGUGUGUCUUAGAAGUGCUUUGGCCGUAGACAAUGAAGGCAAGUCACUGCCACGACUUGUGUAUGUUUCGCGCGAGAAGUGUUCUGGUUAUCAACACCAUAACAAAGCUGGAGCAAUGAAUUCUCUACUUCGAGUUUCUGCUGUGCUUAGCAAUGUACCUUUUGUGUUGAAUUUGGAUUGUGAUCAAUACAUCAAUAAUAUUAUUAUUAAUAUUAUUAUGACUUUAACUUUAAUUAGUGAUAUGUGUUUGUCAAUCCAUUUAGAUACUAAAAUAGAGGAGACAUGUCUGUUUGUUUGCGGUAUUACUAAAGUGAAAUAA